Molecule: messenger RNA, 561 nt
Organism: Homo sapiens (human)
Lineage: Eukaryota; Metazoa; Chordata; Mammalia; Primates; Hominidae
Gene: KRTAP5-6
Product: keratin associated protein 5-6
Exons: 1
Coding region: 52-441 (129 amino acids)
Source: RefSeq, marked validated
CCUCCCUCUCACCUGCUCCUCUACCUGCUCCACCCUCAAUCCACCAGAACCAUGGGCUGCUGUGGCUGCUCUGGAGGCUGUGGCUCCGGCUGUGGGGGCUGUGGCUCUGGCUGUGGGGGCUGUGGGUCCAGCUGCUGUGUGCCCAUCUGCUGCUGCAAGCCCGUGUGCUGCUGUGUGCCAGCCUGUUCCUGCACCAGCUGUGGCUCUUGUGGGGGCUCCAAGGGGUGCUGUGGCUCUUGUGGGGGCUCCAAAGGGGGCUGUGGCUCUUGUGGGGGCUCCAAGGGAGGCUGUGGCUCUUGUGGCUGCUCCCAGUGCAGUUGCUGCAAGCCCUGCUACUGUUCCUCAGGCUGUGGGUCAUCCUGCUGCCAGUCCAGCUGCUGCAAGCCCUGCUGUUCCCAGGCCAGCUGCUGUGUCCCCAUUUGCUGCCAGUGCAAAAUCUGAGGCUCUGACUUUGGACCUCAGGUGAGUCCAGCAUAUCCACACCACCCAAGAAGUGACCAGUGCUGCAUUUCAGUUCUGGCUGUCCCACAGCUCCAGGAGUUGUGUCCCCUGAAUUUUGCA